AGCUUAGAUGCAGCAGGACUCUUCCACAUAGCAGUGGUGUCUAGCAAACUCUAGCAUGGUCCAGAGUGGUGGCUUCCUCUCAUCUACAGUUUAAGUUUAUAGCUUCAGAAGCAGAAGUGAAAUACCUUGUGCUUUUGACCCAGAGCAGAGGUUUUCUAAAUAAAUUGAAGGGAUCCUCACUGUGUCAUUAUAUCAAACUCAAAGACUCUAAGAGUUUCUUUAGGAUAUUAAUAAAGAAUUUUAAGGGUCCUCGGCAACUUUCCAUUUAUACAUCGUUUUUGCUACAUGGCCUCAUCACCCAGUCCUGUCAGGUCACAUCACUAAACUGCAGAAAUAAUAUACACAAGAGAGAGACCCAUCCAUUACUCAGCUUCGAUAAUUGUCACAGCAGGCCUACUGGUUUCAUCUCCCUACCCAGCAUUCAGUUAUUGUUUGUUUUAGCUGGAGCAUUUGAAAGCAAAUCCAGAACAGGUAUUUCAACUGCCCAAGACAACUUCAUACCUAUAUAAUGUAACAGAAAAAGAGAACAUUAGGCAAACAGAAGUGUGGAGCAUAUUAAGCAAGAUGAACAUCUCUGGAAGCAAUUGUGGAAGCCCUAGUUCUGUAGAUAUAUCUAAUGACUUUAAGGAACUUUGGACAAAACUAAAGGAGUAUCAUGAUAAAGAAGUACAAGGUUUACAAGUAAAAGUAACAAAACUGAAAAAGGAACGAAUUUUAGAUGCACAGAGACUGGAAGAAUUCUUCACCAAAAAUCAACAGCUGAGAGAGCAACAAAAAGUCCUUCAUGAAACCAUUAAAGUUUUAGAAGACCGAUUAAGAGCAGGAUUAUGUGAUCGCUGUGCAGUAACUGAAGAGCAUAUGCGAAAAAAGCAGCAAGAGUUUGAAAAUAUCCGGCAGCAGAAUCUUAAACUUAUCACAGAGCUUAUGAAUGAAAAGAAUACUCUCCAGGAAGAAAAUAAAAAGCUUUCUGAACAGCUACAGCAGAAAAUUGAGACCGACCAACAGCAUCAAGCAGCAGAUCUUGAAUCUGAGGAAAAUUUUAUUCCGGAUUCACCAAUAACAGCCUUUUCCUUUUCUGGCAUUAAUCGGCUACGAAGAAAGGAGAACCUCCAUGUCCGAUACAUAGAACACACACACACUGAGCUGGGGCAGUCUGUGUGUACAAACGAACUGAGAAAACCUCCAAAGUCUUCAAUUCAUCCACAACAUAAACCUAAUGAAAGUGAAAUUCUAGUGGCUGACACUUGUGAUCAGAGUCAAUCCACAGUGUCUAAAACACAUGGAACAAACCGUUGUCCUACUGAUAAGGCAUCUUUUAAUUUGGCUACAGUUGUUGCUGAAACACUUGGACUUAGUGUUCAAGAAGAAUCUGAAUCUCAGGGUCCCACAAGCCCUCUUGGUGAUGAACUCUAUCACUGUCUAGAAGAUCACAAGAAACAACCUUUUGAGGAAUCUGUAAGAAACAAUGAAGAUACUUUAAGAUUUUCAGAUUCUAAUUCAAAGACUCCUCAAGAAGAAUUGACUACUCGGGUAUCAUCUCCUGUAUUUGGAGCUACCUCUAACGUGAAACGUAGUUUAGGUUUGAAUACAAGUUUGUCCCCUUCUCUCUUAGAGACUGGGAAAAAAAACCUUCUGAAAACAGCACCCUUCAACAACACUUCUAAUUCCAGACCAGAGAAAACUAGAUCAAAAUCUGAAGAAAAUAGUGCCUUUUACACACAGCAUAAUCUUGGAUCUGAAGUGAACAAGAUCAUUAGCCUGUCAUCUUCAAAUAAACAGAUGCUUCUAAAUAAAAAUAUAAGUGAUUCCAAAAGUGAACAGAAUAGUUUUGAUCACAUUAAAGAUGCUGUCACAGAUAAACAUGUGGUACCACUGAAAUCAUUGGGAGGCAGAACAUCCAAAAGGAAGAAAAUUGAGGAAGAAAGUGAGGAUGAAAGAAACUGCCCCCAGGCCUCUUUUGAUAAAGAAAAUGCCUUUCCUUUUUUACUGGAUAGUCAUUCUUCCGUGAAUGGAGACUAUGUGAUGGAUAAACCUCUCGAUCUGUCUGAUCGAUUUUCAGCUCUUCAGCGUCAAGAGAAAAGCCAAGGAAGUGAGACCUCUAAAGUCAGACUUAGGCAAGUGACUCUCUGUGAGGCCUUGAAGCCCAUUCCAAAGGGCUGUUCCUCAAGCCAAAAGACCUUGAGCGGGAGCUGUAUAUUAACCAAAGAUUCCCCAGGGGAGCCCUGUUUACAGGAGUGUGUCUUCCAGUCCUCGGGUAAAUCAUCUCCAGAUAAUAAAACACCAGUACAAAUCAAGGAAGAAAAGCCCAUCUUUAAAAUCCCUCUACGUCCACGGGAAAGCCUAGAGACAGAGAAUCUUUUCGAUGAUGUGAAGGGAGCUGAUUCUCAUGAGCCAGUAAGAAUAGCCAGGUCAAUCCAUGGAGCAUGUGAACUUACAUCCGUUCUCCAGUUAAAUCCAUGUAGAGUUGCUAAAACAAAGCCUGUACAAAAUAAUCAAGAUGUAUCCUUUGAAAAUAACCAGUGGAGCAUAGAUCCAGGAGCAGACCUUUCUCAAUAUAAAAUGGAUAUUACUGUAAUAGAUACAAAGGAUGGCAGUCAGUCACGAUUAGCAGGAGGAGAGACAGUGGACAUGGACUGCACAUUGGUUAGUGAAACUGUGCUUUUAAAAAUGAAGAAGCAAGAACAAAAGGGAGAGAAAAGUCCAGAUGGAGAAAGAAAAAUGAAUGAUAGCUUAGAAGAUAUGUUUGAUCGGACAACACAUGAAGAAUAUGAAUCCUGUUUGGCAGAUAGCUUCCCCCAGGCAGCAGCUGAAGAAGAGGAAUUGUCAACUACCACUAAAAAAUCAAACACUCAUAGUGAUAAACAAGAUAAAGUCAAACAGAAAGCAUUUGUGGAGCCAUAUUUUAAAGAUGAUGAAAGAGAGACUAGCUUACAAAAUUUUCCUCAUAUUGAGGUAGUUCGGAAAAAAGAAGAGAGAAGGAAAUUGCUUGGACACACAUGUAAAGAAUGUGAAAUUUAUUAUGCAGAUAUUCCAGCGGAAGAAAGAGAAAAGAAGCUGGCUUCCUGUUCAAGACACCGAUUCCGCUACAUUCCACCCAACACACCAGAGAAUUUCUGGGAAGUUGGUUUUCCUUCCACUCAGACGUGUAUGGAAAGAGGUUACAUUAAGGAAGAUCUUGAUCCUUGUCCUCGUCCCAAAAGACGGCAGCCUUACAAUGCAAUGUUUUCUCCAAAAGGCAAGGAACAGAAGACAUAGAUGUUGACACAAAAACAGGAUGGAGGACAGUGUUUCUUUUUAGUUAUUUAUAGUUAAAGUUGGUAUUAAACACUGAUUUUUCUGA
Hyaena hyaena (striped hyena) is the source of this 3340-nucleotide messenger RNA. It is a transcript of the gene RBBP8, whose product is annotated as RB binding protein 8, endonuclease. Gene Ontology annotation, biological process: double-strand break repair via homologous recombination; DNA double-strand break processing involved in repair via single-strand annealing. Bases 565 to 3255 code for a protein of 896 amino acids. The record is from RefSeq and is a predicted model, not a curated record. NCBI's taxonomy places the organism in Eukaryota, Metazoa, Chordata, Mammalia, Carnivora, Hyaenidae. The transcript is spliced from 22 exons. Gene Ontology annotation, cellular component: site of double-strand break. Gene Ontology annotation, molecular function: single-stranded DNA binding; double-stranded DNA binding; damaged DNA binding.